Molecule: messenger RNA, 2028 nt
Organism: Dissoconium aciculare CBS 342.82
Lineage: Eukaryota; Fungi; Ascomycota; Dothideomycetes; Mycosphaerellales; Dissoconiaceae
Product: arginyl-tRNA synthetase
Exons: 2
Coding region: 1-2028 (675 amino acids)
Biological process (GO): mitochondrial translation; arginyl-tRNA aminoacylation
Cellular component (GO): cytoplasm; mitochondrion
Molecular function (GO): ATP binding; arginine-tRNA ligase activity
Source: RefSeq, a predicted model, not a curated record
AUGGCGACCUCACAAUCACAAUCGUCUGCGCUGGACGUCGAACACAUCACUUCACAGCUUCAGAAUGUUGGCAUCUCCGACUUGCCCAAGAUUGAAGGUGUCCCGCUUUACGUUGAACACAACCCCGUCGACAUCUACCGAGCUGUGAUUAUUGACCAUGUCCACAGGAUCACAGGUGUGGAACAUCCCAUCAUCAACAAUGCCGUUCAAUGGACGCAGGAUCUCAAGAAUGGCGAUCUCAUGUUACCCGUGCCUGCGCUUCGACUGAAAGGCAAGAAGCCGGAUGAGCUGGCAAAAGAAAUUGUUGAAAAGUUUGAUUCGCCACUUUUUGAGACCCCGACGAUCGAAAAGACCUUUGUGCGCUUCUUCUUCAAGGUCGGGCCUCUGGCCAAUUUUGUCAUCCCCACCAUUCACAAGCAAACCAGUGGGUAUGGUUUCAACUCAAAUCUCGGUCGUGAGGACCCUUCAAACCCUCAAAGUCGGAAGAAGAAGGUCAUUGUCGAAUAUUCCAGCCCCAACAUUGCCAAAGAAUUCCACACUGGUCAUUUGCGAAGCACGAUCAUUGGUGGGUUUCUCAUCAAGAUGUACCGCCUUGCAGGCUGGGAAACGCUUUCUAUGAAUUACCUCGGAGACUGGGGAAAGCAGUACGGUGUCUUGUCUGAGGGGUUCGAAAAGUAUGGCAGCGAACAGGAGUUAGAGAAUGACCCUGUAAAGCACCUUAACGACGUCUACGUCAAGAUCAACCGGGAUAAUUCAGAAGAACAGAAAACUGCCAAGGAGCUGACAGAAGCAAAGGACAAGCUUGAAAAAGCAGAGCUACAGGAAGCCAUAUCAAAACUGGAAGCAGAACAGCAGCGCCUGAUCGACCUCCCGAGCAUUGACGAAAAGGCCCGUCGGUUUUUCAAGCGAAUGAGUGAUGGCGAUCCGGAGGCACUGAAGAACUAUGCUCGUUUCCGUCAACUAUCAAUUGAUGCUUAUAUCAAAAUGUACGCACGUCUCAACAUCACUUUCGACGAGUACAGCGGUGAAUCUACUGUCAAGGAAGAAGACAUGGAGAAGGCUGCGACUGUUCUUUCUGAAAAGGGCAUCAGCGAGGAGAGUAAGGGUGCCAUCAUCGUUGACCUUGCGAAACACGGCGCUCCUACUCUCGGGAAGACCCUGGUCAAGAAGCGAGACGGCACAUCGCUUUACCUCACUCGCGACAUUGCUGCCAACUAUGAGCGCUACGAGAAGCAUAAAUUCGACCUCAUGGUCUACGUCAUCGCUAACCAACAAGAUGUCCACGUCAAGCAAUUCUUCAAGAUCCUCGAAUUGAUGGGUUCACCCUACAGCGAGGUCGUUGCCAAAUGCCAGCAUGUCAGCUUUGGUAUGGUCAAGGACCCCAAAGGACAAACCAUGAGCACCCGAAAGGGCACUGUUGUCUCACUCGCCGACAGUCUCGACUCUUGCAAAGAUUUCAUGCACGACGUGAUGCGUAAGAACAAGGAAAAGUACGAGCAGGUCGCGGACCCAGAGGGAACAGCCGACAUUCUCGCCAUCUCCUCAAUCAUGGUGCAAGAUUACAGCGGCAAGAUGAUCAACGGCUACAACUUCGACAUGGAGAAAAUGACCUCCUUCGAGGGCGACACAGGCCCCUAUUUGCAAUACUCCCACGCGCGCCUGUGCUCGAUGAAGCGCAAGGCCGACGUCCCCGAGAGCGCAUUCGCCACUGCAGACUUCAGCCUGAUAACCGCCAAGGAGGGCGUGCAAUUAAUCCGAUCACUCGCGCAAUGGCCUGACGUCUUCCUCAACACCUACAAGACCAAUGAGCCGAUUACUGUGCUCGUAUACCUUUUCAAGAUGACGCAUCUGCUCAGUUCAUGCUACGACGCGCUGGACCGCAGCAAUGGCAACGCCAAGACGCUCAGCGUCAUGUACGCCGAGAGCCCGGAGAAGAAGAUCGCCCUCAUGGCGAUGUACGAGGCUGCUCGGAUCGUGUUGAACAACGGUAUGAAGUUGCUGGGUUUGUCGCCGGUGGAGCGUAUGUAG